This is a messenger RNA of Aspergillus steynii IBT 23096, 12090 nucleotides long. Its product is annotated as putative LovB-like polyketide synthase. The record is from RefSeq and is a predicted model, not a curated record. Gene Ontology annotation, molecular function: phosphopantetheine binding; fatty acid synthase activity; oxidoreductase activity. The transcript has 6 exons. The coding region runs from base 69 to 11798 and encodes 3909 amino acids. Gene Ontology annotation, biological process: secondary metabolite biosynthetic process; fatty acid biosynthetic process. NCBI's taxonomy places the organism in Eukaryota, Fungi, Ascomycota, Eurotiomycetes, Eurotiales, Aspergillaceae.
GGGAUAAUCGGGUGCAGAACAGACACUUUCCAGGUAACUUCCUUUCCUCUACUGACCUUUAGCCCAUCAUGUCGAUGCAUUUCGAGCGCCCUCAAACCUCACAAUCCGAUUCUACCAACGGAGUUCCUGGCCAGCCAUCCCCAAUGGAGACUCAGACCAAGGCCACCGACCAUCCGUGUGUGAUUGGAAUGGCAUGCAGAGUCCCCGGCGCCUCGUCUCCAUCGAAGCUAUGGGACAACCUGAUCAACAAAGUCGAUCUACAACGCAAGAUGCCCGCGGAUCGAUUCAAUGUCGAUGCCUUCUAUCAUCCCGAUGGAACGCAUAAAGGCUCGACCAACGCCAAGUAUGGUUACUUCCUUGAUCAAGAUGUCGGGCUGUUCGACGCCGGCUUCUUCAACAUCUCCGGCAAGGAAGCAACAGCCAUGGACCCUCAGCAGCGUCUGCUGCUGGAAGUUGUCUAUGAAGCCCUAGAAAACGCUGGAAUCACAUUGGACGAGAUUCAGGGCUCGCAAACAUCCGUGUACUGCGGCUGCUUCACCAACGACUACAACGCCAUGACCACCAAGGACCUGGAGUAUUAUCCCAAGUACACGGUCACUGGCACCGGAAACUCGAUUCUGGCCAACCGCAUCUCGUACUUCUACGAUCUCCACGGCCCCAGUGCCACCAUUGACACGGCCUGCUCCUCCUCGCUGGUCUGUUUCCACAUGGGAGCUCAGUCCCUUCGAGCCGGCGAGGCCGACCUUUCGAUUGUUGUGGGUUCUGCGCUGCAUUUUGAUCCCAACAUCUUCAUCACGAUGACCGACUUGGGAAUGCUUUCUACCGAUGGUCGCUGCCGCCACGGCGACGCUUCGGGCAGCGGCUACGUUCGCGGCGAGGGAAUCACCGCCAUGAUUCUGAAACGCCAGCGACAAGCGGAAAGCAGCGGCGACUCCAUUCGCGCAGUUGUGCGUGGAACUGGAGUCAACCACGACGGUCGCAAACAGGGGAUCACUCUCCCAUCUGCACAGGCCCAGGCGGCACUCAUUCGCAGCACGUAUCAGAAUGCCGGGCUGGAUCCGGCAGACACUACCUACGUUGAGUGCCAUGGUACCGGCACCAAAGCCGGAGAUCCUCGAGAGCUGAGAGCCAUCAGCGAAGUGUUCUCGUCCGGGCGCGAAAGGCCGUUGUUUGUCGGCUCGAUAAAAACCAAUAUCGGCCACCUUGAGGGUGCUUCGGGGGUGGCAGGUCUGAUUAAAUCCACUCUGGCUCUCGAAAAGAAGACGAUUCCCCCCAAUAUGCAUUUCCACGCCCCCAACCCGGACGUUGACUUUGACCAAUGGAAGCUCGAAAUCCCGACGAACCCGACCGAUUGGAAAAUAAAGAGCAGCGAAGCCCCCCGCCGUGUAUCAAUCAAUUCGUUCGGUUACGGGGGAACGAACGCUCAUGUUAUAUUGGAAGAAUACAAAUCGACCAAUUCCCUUCCAUGCACAGCCGACGUACCGGCCGACUUUGCCAACAUGACGCGAAACAGACCUUACCUCGUUCCAUUGUCCUCGCACUCCGAGAAAGCAGGAAAGCUCAUGGCAAACAAACUCCAAUCAUAUCUUCAGGACAAUGUGAAGGUGAGCCCAGCCGAGUUUGCCAUGGGUCUCUCUCAGCGUCGAACGAUGCAUCGGUUCCGAUCAUUCGCCAUUGGAUCUAGUGCAGAAACCUUGAUCGGCAACUUAGAGGAGCCAGUUCCAGCGGCUCAAUGGAAAAGCAAACUGGAGACUGCCCCUCGAGUUGGAUUUGUAUUUACUGGCCAAGGCGCCCAGUGGUUUGGGAUGGGACGGGCUCUGAUAGAACAAUGCCCUCUCUAUCUCCAGACUCUGCAGAAGUGCGACCAGAUCCUACAGUCGCUUUGUGAGCACCGACCGACAUGGUCGAUUGUCACAGAGCUUCUGCGAACUAAGGAGGACACCAAGCUGAGCCAGACGGAGUAUUCCCAACCCAUUUGCACUGCCGUCCAGCUGGCGCUGGUAGACGUUCUAGCCCAGUGGGGAAUCAAGCCCGCUAGUGUGGUCGGUCACAGCAGUGGAGAGCUUGCUGCCACUUAUGCUGCUGGCAUCCUCUCGUUCGAGAACGCUUUAAUUGCUGCCUACUACCGUGGUGUGCACAUGGGCGGAGGCGCCGCCGCACCCGAUAGCAUUCCUGGAGCCAUGAUGGCCGUGGGAAUGACCGAGGCUGAAGUCAACACCGAGCUGGAGCCUUAUGCCGGGCGCGUCGCAGUUGCCGCCAUGAAUAGUCCGUCCAGCUUCACCCUUUCUGGUGAUAGCGAUGCAAUUGCGGAGCUACAUGAGAAGCUCAGUGAAAGAAAGGUUUUUGCCAGGCGGUUGCAGGUCGCUCAGGCUUUCCACAGUCAUCAUAUGUAUCCCCUUGCCCCGGGUUACGAACAGGCUCUGUCGAAGUACUCGGGGUUCAAGGCGAACAAGUCGGCAUGUGCGUCAAUGGUGUCCAGUGUGACCGGUAGAAAAGCAGAUCCCAGCACUAUGGGCCCAGAAUACUUUGCGGCAAACAUGACUGGAAUGGUAAAGUUUUCCGAUGCUCUGACGGAGACCGUUCUCGAUGAGGAAGACCAGCAGAAUGUCGAUAUCCUGAUCGAAGUUGGCCCUCACCCGGCACUCAAGGGGCCUUCCAACCAGACGAUCGAUCAGCUGAAAAUGAAAAUCCCGUAUAUCGGAACAUUGGACCGCAAGCAAGACGCCUACGAGAGCCUUCUUGCCACUGCCGGUCAACUGUUUGCUCUUGGCUACCCUGUGCUUCUAGAAGAGGUCAACCGGAACCAAUUCAUUGAUUCUUCUUCUGGGAAUCUCGUCAGCCCCAAUGUUCCCCAAGUAUCUCUCGAAUUGCCGAGUUAUGCAUGGGACCAUGAGCGAUACUGGGGAGAGACGCGUGUUAUCAAAGAGCAUCGUCUGCGUCCCUUCCGACACAGCAUCCUCGGCGCACCAGUGCCAGGUUCUCUCGCCAAUCGCCCCCGGUGGCGGAACUUCCUGCGAAUUUCUGAGAUGCCUUGGCUGCGCGAUCAUUCCAUCGACGGGAAAGUAGUUUUUCCCGGCGCAGGAUACAUCAACAUGGCUAUGGAGGCUGUGGCUCGCUUGGGCUAUGGUUCCACAAGUGGCAUUAAGGCAAUUUCGCUAGCAGAUAUUUCAGUGAAAUCGGCCCUUGUGGUGAGCGACCAUGAGGUAGGAACUGAGGUGAUCGUGGAACUGUCGCCCGUUGUGGAGUCCGCAAAGACCUCGUCGUCCACGUGGAAUAACUUUGUUAUUUUCUCGAUCGAUGAGUCUGGCAAUCAGCGUGAGCACUGCACUGGAACGGUCAAAGCAGAGCUAGGGGACCCAGAGGCUCUCCCCUCUGGCUCUAACUCCAAGGCGGAGGUGCAGACCUUCCGUUGCGUUGGGCGCGAGCAAUACUACCAUCGUCUGCACUCGAUGGGACUUCAAUACGGCAAGACGUUUCAACUUCUAUCCGGUAGCAUCGACAGCGGCCUUGGAAACGCUACUGCGCCAAUCUCCUGGCAGCCGGACUUGUUCUCUCCAGAGGAUAGUGAUCUCUGCAUUGUCCACCCCGCCUUCCUAGAUGCUGCAUUCCAUCCUGUAUUUGCAUCCAUCGAGGGCAAGCUGGGUCGGACGCUCAAGGAGCCAUACGUCCCAACCUUUGUGCGCUCCAUGAAGGUCUCCGGGCUUCUGGAACAGCGGAAAGGUUCGUCGAGUUUCGAAGGCCAAGUGUCGGUUGAGACAAACGUCGCCGGACCCAGGACAGCAUCAAACGACCUCCGAAUUCAAGACCAGGACGGGCAGAUGUUAAUUGAAAUUCAAGGCCUCGAACUGACUAACCUUGGUGCAAAUUCAGCUGAUGAUGGACGCCGAUCUCUGUUCUUUGGGACAGAGUGGCAGCCCAUGCUCAGCUCUAUCCAGUUCAACGCACGCGAUAUCCCCAAAUUCCAGGACAUCCCGGCACUUGUCAAGCUCUAUGCCCAUCAAUUUCCAAACAAAACGAUAUUACAUCACACCCGUUCGGUUUCUUCCACAGAAGAGGUCCUGGGCAGUCUUCGAGGCACUUCUGGCGAGCGACGCAAUUUUGCCCAGCUAGUGAUCUCCCUUCAAGACUCCACCGUUGUAUCGACGUUUGAUGAAAUCGUCCAGCGUUGGAACGGUCUCGUCCGCGUGGCAACAAGCGAGGAUAUGGGAGAAGAGAAAUUUGAUUUGGUGGUUGUAUCAGAUACAACCGAAGGCUCCAUGCAUGACCGCGUAUCUGAUCAAGGAUAUAUGCUGGUGGAUAACUCUUCCGUGGAAAUUCCCGCCGGCUUCCGUUCUGUCGGAAACUGUGGAGACGUACAAGUUUGGCAGAAGAAACCAUAUGCCAAUGGAAUCCAUGCAAGACCUCUCACUAUCGUCAUGCCGACGCAGUCUUCGCCCGAAAUCGAGGCCUUUGCCGAGGCUAUCGAGGCCCAAGGGUCCUUCGAAACCGAGCGUUGCGACUUCCUUUCACUCGCCGAUUUAAAUCGCGAGCUUGCACAGAAUGUCAUUGUUUUAUCCAGCCUUGACUCUCAGUUGUACUUCCAUGCAAACGCUAGUGGUCAUGCCGAAUUCUAUGCCGCGCAGUCGCUGCUCACCAAAGGCACGGGUAAUAUCGUCUGGGUCACCCGGGGAGGUCUUAUGGACGUGACCUCGCCGGAGCAGGCGCUCAUCCUGGGCCUUGCUCGCUCGGCACGAAGUGAAAAUCCCGACCUCCGCCUUGUGGUAUUUGACAUCGCUCCCAAGUCCGGCCCAGCCCGUGCCGCCAGGCUGGCCUCCGAGCUGCUGGAUCCUUCUAUCGACGAGAACGAGAUUGCCGAGCGCGAUGGCACUCUGUACAUUCCCCGGGUAGUGUCUAAUGACCAGCUGAACGCCAAAAUCCCGAACGGAGUUGGGUCUGAAGCGACAAUCCAGCCGCUUUAUCAACCCAAUCGACCCCUGGCCCUCCGAAUUGGACGUCCUGGGUUGUUGGAAAGCUUGACAUUUGCGGAUGACGCGGAAAUUCAGAACGAGCCUCUCGGACCGAACGACCUUGAGAUCGAGGUUAAAUCCUCGGCCAUCAAUUUCCGCGAUAUCGCUGCCAGCAUGGGUAUCAUUGAUGACUUCAAGCUUGGUGACGAAUGCGCGGGUAUUGUGAUACGCAAGGGAAGCGAUGUCUCCGAAGCAUUUUCCAUUGGAGACCGCGUCGUUGCCUGGCGUCCGGGACAAGGAGCUCAUCGAACAGUGGUGCGUAAUCCGGCCUGUCUCUGCUAUCGUCUUGGUGAGAUACCAUUCAGCAUCGCCGCUGCGAUCCCCUUGAUUCUCACCACAGCUCAUUACUCGCUGGUCGACACUGCGCGUCUUCAACCUGGAGAAACUGUUCUUAUUCACUCUGCAGCCGGAGGAGUCGGCCAAAUGGCAAUUCAAAUUGCACAGAACAUUGGGGCAGAGAUCAUCGCCACCGUGGGAUCUCCUUCAAAGCGUGAACUGCUUAUAGACAGAUACGGUCUCAAGGAGUCCCAGAUUCUUUCCUCCCGAGACGACUCCUUCGUUCAAGGCGUUCAUCGUUUGACCAAUGGCAAGGGUGUGGAUGUCGCUCUUAAUUCUCUGGCCGGUCCUCUCUUGCAUGCCACCUGGCUAUCACUGGCCCCAUUUGGGAGAUUCGUGGAGAUCGGCAAACGCGAUAUCCACCAGAACAGUCGGAUCCCAAUGGAUCCUUUCCGACGCAAUGUCUCCUUCGCGAGUGUAGACAUGAUCACAGUGUUCGAGAAAAACCAAUCACUGGGAGCCCGAGUGUUCCAGGAGUGCUGUGGUUUGGUCCAUGACGGCAAGAUCCAGCCACCAGAGCCCAUCACGGAGCUGUCCUACUCCGACGCGCAGAAAGGAUUCCGCAUGUUGCAAAUGGGAACCACAAUUGGAAAGAUUGUUCUAGUCCCCAAACCGGAUGACCGCGUUCUUGUCGAGCCAACAAAAUUCAAUCGUCGCCAGCUAUUCCUGCCAGGCAAAACAUACUUGCUUGUCGGGGGUCUUGGUGGCCUAGGACGCCGCCUCAGCGAAUGGCUGUUCCAACGAGGAGCCCGCAAUGUGGCUUUCCUGGCUCGUUCUGGCGCUGACAAAAAGGAUGCUCGCGAAACAGUGGACUGGCUCCGGGCACGAGACGUCGAAGUGACCGUUUUUCGCGGCGAUGUCACCGAUGCUAGAUUUGUUCAAGAGGCCGUCAACCAAAUUGGAGCCACACGCUUGGCCGGGGUCUUCCAGGCGGCCAUGGUGUUGCAAGAUGGACCCCUGGAUAAAAUGGGCUUCACUCAAUGGCAACGAUGCAUUGAUCCAAAGGUCCGGGGCACCUUCAAUUUGCAUUCAGCGACAUCGGAUAUCGACCUCGACUUUUUCGUCUGCUUUUCUUCCGUGUCCGCCAUUCUCGGGUCCAAGGGUCAGGCCAAUUACUCUGCGGCCAAUACCUAUCUGGAUGCGCUCUGUGCCUACCGACGCAGCAUCGGGCUCGCAGGUACAACGAUGAACGUCGGGAUGAUCACCGGCAUUGGAGCGGUGUCUGAGGACGCCAAGCUGCAGACUAUCAUGGAGCGAAUCGGUUACGACGCCGUCAACGAAGAGGAGCUGUUCGCUCAAAUCGAGGCAGCUGUUUCGAGCGAGCGGCUCAGUAUUGCUGAUGACCAUGGAAGAGACGCACAUCAGAUCAUCACAGGUGUCAAUCUCCGUCGUCCCGACUACUAUUGGGCCACCGAGCCCCGUUUCCAAAACUUGUACGCCAACCACGAUUUCGCCGGUUCCGGAUCUGGGAGCGGAGCCCAAAAGAACCUGAUGGCGCAAUUGCAGGAGGCGUCGGAUGAAGCCUCCCGCACUGAGAUUCUAACGAUGUGCUUCUUGGAGAAAAUUGCAGCCGUCCUUUCGGUGGACCAGGCAACAUUGCAACCGAACCGAAGUCUUGCGGACUAUGGGCUCGACAGCAUCGUUGCCAUUGAAAUCCGCCAGUGGUUCUUCCAAACGGUCGCCGUCGAGAUAGCCAUGUUCGACGUCUUGAACAGUGGAAGCAUCCAGGCUCUAGUCGACAAGGUCGCCAAAAUGAUUGUCUUAGGCACAUCGGAGGUCCAAACUACCACCCAACAAGGGGAGUCUACUUCUUCUCACGUAUCGGAGGCCUCGCGUGCCACCUUACCCAAGAUUGUCGGCACAGCCAUCGAUGAACAGCAAUCGAGCGAAGACGUGGCCAUGUCCACAUUCCAGCGCCGUCUGUGGUUCGCGCAUAACAUGGCGGAAGACCCAUCUUUCCUGAACCUACCUACCGUCUUCCGCGUCAAAGGCAAGCCCCAACCAGAUCUUCUGCGACAGGCACUCGAGGAGCUUAAACGGCGGAACGACAUUUUACGGACGGCCUACUUUGAAGGAGAUAUUUUCUCUCAACAGGCAGUGACCGAUGAUUGCGCAGUCGACUUGCCUGUGCUAGACCUCUCCAACACCGUUGACCUCGAAGAGAGCCUCCAGCAACAAGUCUCUACUAUGAGGCAACAGGCACUUGAUAUUGAGUCCGGCCAGGUCAUGAAGGCUGCACUAGCCAAAUUGGCCGAUGCUGAGUAUGCGCUCGUUCUCAUAUUCCACCACAUCUGUAUCGACAGAGGCAGUAGCCAGUCAUUCCUCGAACAGAUCACCAGCCUAUAUGACAGCCUGCGCCGCGAAACGAAUCUCGAUGCUGUGUCAAGGCCUUCUGUCAGCUACGCGCAGUUCAGUCAAUGGCACAAUGCCCAACUUGGAUCCAAGGAGAUGGAGUCAAGCGUAGAGUUCUGGAGAAACGAGUACCGAGAGCCCCCGGCCCCGAUGAAAUUGCUCCCGUUUGCUCAGAUAACUCGGCCCGAGUUCAACGAUUAUCAGCGCCAGAUCCAUCGAGCAACGCUCAAGGAUACCCUGCAAACUCGAAUGAAGCGGAUUUGCGCGCGACUGGGGGUCACCCCGGCCCAGUUCUUAAUGGCUGCCUUCCGGGUCUUUCUCUACCGAUACGGACAGGAAGAUGUGCUGACGCUACACAUGGUCGACGGAAAUCGUCCUCAUCCAGCAGUGAACGAUACACUGGGCUUCUUUGUCAACGUGGUGCCUGUGCGCUGCGCGACAGAUCUCACCGGCACUUUUGACGACGUCCUCAAGCAAAUGAAAGAUCGCAUCAUGAAAUCGCUUGCUCAUUCGCAGCUGCCCUUCGACGCCAUUGUGGAUGCGGUGGGCCUUGAGCGGACCCCCGCACACUUCCCUCUGGGUCAGGUUAUCGUCAAUUAUCAGAUUCACGGCACCAUGCCGACCUAUUCUGCAGGUGACUUUGACAUUGUCGAUGUGCAGGGUGAAGACAUUCCGACCGCCUGUGAGCUUGGUCUAGAAGCACUGGAAGAUCCGGCGAAGGGGCUUCUCCUGCGCCUUGAAUCAUCUAGCAGUCUCUACGGAGCAGCCGAUAUGGAGCGAUUCCUCGAUAAUUUCGUGGCAUUCAUGAGUAGUGUCAUCCGCGAUCCCCGUCAACCAGUGGCGGAUAUCGACAUGGUCGGACCCAAGGAGUUUUGUUCUUUGAAGGAAAGAUUCUUCAACAUGACAUAUACGGAAAAUGAAUGGAACAACCAGUCCGUGACUGACCGUAUCGUGGACAUGGCCCGCGAACAUCCCACAGCCAUCGCCAUUGAAACGUCCGAGGGCGAUGAGCUCACCUACCGGGAACUACUUGUCGCUGCAGAGAGUAUCGCGACGGUCAUUCGCAAUGUCGGAGUCCCAAGCGGAUCGAGAGUUGGAGUCUUCAGCAGGCCCGGGCGUGAGACCAUCACUGCUAUGAUGGGUGUUCUGCUCGCCGGCUGUGGUUUCGUGGCCUUGGAUCCCGAGUUUGCCAGCGAACGACUCGCCUUCAUGAUCAGCGACUCGGGUAUCCCGUUGGUUCUCGCCGGUCCUGAGCUGGGAGAAAGUGCUAGGUCGCUUGCAUCCAGAGCCUCUGUGGCUGUGCUGGAUAUUGCCAGUAUACCAACCACCGGUGGUUCUGCUAACAUUUCGGUGCCUCUAGAAAAGAAUUCUCCUUUUUAUGUCAUCUAUACAUCGGGCAGCACUGGAACUCCAAAAGGAGUGGUCCUCAGCCAGUCGAAUACGCAACAAAUGCUGAGUACUCUUCACCAUGACUUCAAGUUCACCGCAAAAGACCGAUUCCUGCACCACUCUUCGAUCUCGUUUGAUUUAUCCAUCGUGCAGAUCUUCUCGGCCCUGACGGCCGGAGCUCGUGUAUGCGUGGCGUCCAGCACCAUUCGCAAGGACCCGGUGGCUUUGGCCGCAUACAUGGAAGCAUCGCAAGUGUCGAUCACCUACUUCACGCCGACACAGUUUGCGCUGCUGAUGGAGCAUGCGACUGAAAAGCUUCAAAACCUGCGGGACUAUCGGAUUGCCUACUUUGCCGGCGAGAGACUGCCCCUCCGUGUCACCCGGGCCUUCUACGACUUGGGCACCCCAGCCGUCGUGUAUAACACCUGGAGCCCGAGUGAACUUGUGGUCCAGACGACCAUUCAGCGUGUUGACCGGCCCGGCGAGAGCACUACCAAUAUUCCAAUUGGAUAUCCCAUGGCCAAUUCCCCGCAUUACAUCUUAGAUGACCGCGGCAAACCUCUUCCAGCUGGGGUUGUCGGCGAGAUUGUUGUCGGGGGUGCGCAAGUGGGCCUAGGAUACAUAAAUCGCCCCGAGGCUAACGCGAAAGCCUUCCUCCCGGACCCAUUUAGCUCGCCAGAAGACAAAGAACAGCGCGGAUGGACGCGCAUGUUUCGAACAGGGGACCGAGGUCGAUUCCUCCCCGGGGGCAAUCUCGAGUUCCACGGCAGAAUUGCAGGAGACAAGCAGAUCAAGCUGCGUGGCUACCGAAUCGACUUGGGCGAAGUGGAGCAUCGCCUGUUCGUCGAAGCGAACAAGGAUCCUGCCGGACCAGGAGUCAUCGACUUGACUGUGAUCGCUCGGACAGUGGUAGCGGGCGACGGUGCCGGGGAUGACCGUCAGCUUAUCGCCUUCGUUGUGCCAAAGCAGCCCUUGGGCCGACUACAAGAAGCAGAAUUCGCCGUCCGACUGAACAAAUAUGGAGUCGAGCAUCUGAACGCGUACAUGCUACCCAGCGCGUAUCAGUUCCUCGAGGCUCUACCCGUCACGAUCGGAGGCAAAAUCGACAGGCAAAGGCUCCUCCACGGAGAUCUGCGUCUAACUUAUCCCGUGGAACAAGACCUUGGCAAGACAGAUCACGCCAGCACCAGUCACUCCGAUGGAGAAGAUACAAACAACAUUCUCAUGGCGGUUAUGGACGGCUUCCGCGAGGUGUUGAAACUUCCGCGGGAGCGAGUUUUCCUGCCCAGUGACAGCUUUUUUGCCCUCGGAGGAAACAGUAUCCUGCUGGUCCGGCUGCAGGCUCGCCUGAAGCGGGCACUUAAGAAGCCUCUCGCCCUCAAUCCCAUGUUCAAAACACCAACUCCACAGGGGAUUGCGCAGAUUUUGGGCGGCACGACAAGCUCGGCCGCGCCCGCUGCGACGCGACCGGAGGUCAAUUGGGACGAAGAGACCAGUCUCGACCUGCAGCUGCAGCCUGCCAAAGCGCCCGCCAUCGCUUCCACUGACGUGAGCUCCAUCCUCAUCACGGGCGCCGACUCGUUUAUUGGCGUUCAUACGCUCGCGACCGUCCUGCAGGACCCCGGCAUCUCUACCGUGUACAUUCUCGGGUCGCAGAAGCCCCUCGAGUAUUCCGACGUCGAAAGGGCGUUUGAGCUUUACCGACUGUGGUCCGUCGUCCCCAGUCCCGAGCUCGUUGCAUCUCGCAUUAUCUGCGUGGCCGGAACACUGGAGUCCCCUCGUUUCGGUCUGUCGCCGGCGCAGUUCCGCCGUUUGGGCAGCCGGGUGCAGGCCAUCUACCACCUGGGCGGGUAUGUCUCCCUGCUGCGAUCUUACGACGCGCUCCGGCCGCUGAAUGUCUCGCCGGUGCGGGACGUGAUCGAGCUGGCCAGUCUUGGAGCCGUCCAGACACACAUCCAUCACUUGUCGACCUGGUCCGUCCCUCAUCUCCAGACUUGGUCCACGUCCCAGCGCAGUGCGCCCGGGGAGACCAUCGCCAACGAAGUUCCCGCGGGACACUUCACUCCCGAAGCAAGCAACCGAUUCGGAUACUUCAAGUCUCGAUGGGUCGCGGAACGAUUGAUGGAGAAAGCCGCCGAGCGCGGUUUCCCCGUCACGAUAUACCGGGCAUCCGCCGCGACGGGCCAUCGGACCACAGGAAUCCCGGAGCCCAAAGACGAUUUCAUCCGGACCAUGAUCCUGAGCAUGGUGCGCGCCGCAGUGGUGCCGGAUUUGCCAGACACCGACCGGCCGUUUAUGGCCGACUUCAUCCCGGUGGAUUACCUGACACAGGGGUUCCAUGCCUUGGCGACGAAUGAAGCUCAUCCUCCACAGGAGACCUCAGCGACAAUCCAUCAUCUAUGCAAUCCAUCCCCCCUGCCAAUUUCCCGUAUUCCCGAGUUUGUGGGGCGCCUGCUCGCGCAAGGCGAUCGUGAAGGACGGGUCGUGCCCGUGGCGGAGUGGUUGGAAACGGUGUCUCGCUUGGAUGAUUCGUCGGACGCGCAGAUUCGCUGGGAGGUGCUGAAGGAGUAUUUCAACCUGGGGCAUAACAUGUUCGCGCUGGAGUCAGCUCAGACUCGGCAGAAGUUGGGACGGCUGGGGGUGGCGGAAUGCGCGCCGAUGGGCGAAGAGUAUUUGCGGAAUAUGCUGGCGACCGACGCGGCCAACGCGCAGUGAGCGUAGUGAAUGAUUGGCGGUCGUGAAAUGGAACAGAAGUGAAACUGGAGGAAAAAAUGCUUGGCUGGACCAGGUACAUUGGGAUGGUUUUCUUUGUUACGGAUCAAAAGAUUGUAUGUAUUUCAUUGAGGGAGAUUGCCAGCAGCUCCUGGCGGGGAAUCUGCUGGUAGGACAUCUAGACUGGAAUAAUGACAUUGUGUUUUUGAUUGGUCUGUUUGUUUAGCAACUGUAUGGCCGCACCUGCGAUGAGACGUGAAUUAUUCGAUUGACGGGGAUGGAGAACGCGUGGAAC